UCUCUCUCUACAAUGGAUGAAUUAGGGUUUCUUUGUUUAAGGUCAAGGCAAAAUCAUAUAAAAAAUAGCAAUUUCAUGUUGUUCUAUUUUUUUUUUUGUGGGUUUUUGUUUGUUUAAGGUCAAGGCAAAAUCAUAUAAAAAAUAAUAAUUUUGAGAAAAAAAAAAGGGCAGCCCAGUGGAUUAAAGCUCCCGUUUGUGUUUGGUUGAGUUCAAGGAAGAAAUGAUAUAUAAAAAAACGUAUGGCGGAUGGUCACGGUUCAUCUAGGUCACCGGCAAGUCCGAAUGGAGGUGGUAGUCAUGAGAGUGGUGGGGACCAGAGUCCUAGGUCUAAUGUACGUGAACAGGACAGGUUUCUACCAAUUGCUAACAUUAGUCGAAUCAUGAAGAAGGCACUCCCUGCUAAUGGAAAAAUUGCUAAGGAUGCUAAGGAGACUGUUCAGGAAUGUGUCUCUGAGUUCAUUAGUUUCAUCACCAGCGAGGCAAGUGACAAAUGCCAGAGGGAGAAAAGAAAGACAAUUAAUGGUGACGAUUUGCUAUGGGCAAUGGCAACUCUUGGAUUUGAAGAUUAUAUUGAACCACUCAAGGUGUAUCUUGCUCGGUACAGAGAGAUGGAGGGUGACUCAAAGGGAACGGCAAAGGCUGCUGAUGGAUCUUCUAAAAGAGAUGGGAUGCAACCUGGUCCAAAUUCACAGCUUGCACAUCAAGGCUCAUUCUCGCAAGGAAUGAAUUAUGUUAACUCUCAGGGUCAGCAUAUGAUGGUUCCGAUGCAAGGCACAGACUAAGAUCCGAUGUUCUUCGUUUUGUUUAAGAUGGAGGGCUUGAAAAACUUAAUUCUAUAUUAGAUCCUCCGUAUCAUGGUUGAUUUAUUUUAGUGCUCUCCAGUAUGGGCCCUGUCAUAUUAGAAGUCUUUGUAAAUUUAGAUGUUCAAGAAUAUUAUAGACCUGAUUGUUUUGUAGUAAUAAUGAGAACCAAUUACCUAGUAUUUCUUUUCUCCUUCA
This is a messenger RNA of Capsicum annuum, 998 nucleotides long. Its product is annotated as nuclear transcription factor Y subunit B-10. Gene Ontology annotation, cellular component: CCAAT-binding factor complex; nucleus. Lineage: Eukaryota; Viridiplantae; Streptophyta; Magnoliopsida; Solanales; Solanaceae. Gene Ontology annotation, biological process: regulation of transcription by RNA polymerase II. Gene Ontology annotation, molecular function: RNA polymerase II cis-regulatory region sequence-specific DNA binding; DNA-binding transcription activator activity, RNA polymerase II-specific; protein heterodimerization activity. The record is from RefSeq and is a predicted model, not a curated record. The transcript has 7 exons. The coding region runs from base 240 to 782 and encodes 180 amino acids.